AUGCACUCGGCUUCCAGUAUGCUGGGAGCCGUGAAGAUGGAAGGGCACGAGCCGUCCGACUGGAGCAGCUACUAUGCCGAGCCGGAGGUAGGCACUCGCCUUUUCCGGGGGGACGUGGGGUGGCGGCGUCCGCUCUCUCCGGCCCCAACCUCGGGGCCGCUGUCCUCGCCUGCGUCCGCCCCCCACCCGCAGCCGCUCCGGGCAGCCACCUUUUCCACCCUCCUUCCACUCAAAUGGGUCUCUUUUUUAUACGACACACUGUACGGGCAGGCGGGCCUGAGCCGCGCGCGCGACCCCAAGACGUACCGGCGCAGCUACACGCACGCCAAGCCGCCCUACUCGUACAUCUCGCUCAUCACCAUGGCCAUCCAGCAGAGCCCCAACAAGAUGCUGACGCUGAGUGAGAUCUACCAGUGGAUCAUGGACCUCUUCCCCUUCUACCGGCAGAACCAGCAGCGCUGGCAGAACUCCAUCCGCCACUCGCUCUCCUUCAACGACUGCUUCCUCAAGGUGCCCCGCUCGCCCGACAAGCCCGGCAAGGGCUCCUUCUGGACCCUGCACCCCGACUCGGGCAACAUGUUCGAGAACGGCUGCUACCUGCGCCGCCAGAAGCGUUUCAAGUGCGAGAAGCAGCUGGCCCUGAAGGAGGCCGGGGGCGCCACGGGCGGGGGCAAGAAGGUGGCACCUGCGCCGGGGCAGCAGCAGCAGGCCGCGGUGCACCUGCUGGGCCCUCCCCACCACCCGGGGCUGCCGCCCGAGGCCCACCUGAAGCCCGAGCACCACUACGCCUUCAACCACCCCUUCUCCAUCAACAACCUCAUGUCCUCGGAGCAGCAGCACCAUCACAGCCACCACCACCACCAGCCCCACAAAAUGGACCUCAAGGCCUAUGAACAGGUGAUGCACUACCCGGGCUAUGGUUCCCCCAUGCCGGGAAGCCUGGCCAUGGGCCCAAUCACGAACAAAGCGGGCCUGGAAGCCUCACCCCUGGCCGCGGACACCUCCUAUUACCAGGGGGUGUACUCCCGGCCCAUUAUGAACUCCUCUUAAGAAGGCUUCGGCCUGGCUAGCCCAGACAAGAGAGAAGUGGAGGGGGGGUGGAGAGACUUUGAGGUAGGGGUGUUGGAGAGAUGCAAGGGAGAAGACAUCCAAGACACUCCCACCCCCAGGACAGCAGUCUCCCCUCACCCUCAGCAGCUCUUCCCUCCCAGAUGGGCCACACUGAUAUGUAUCAUUCAUUCUAUAUAAGGAGGGAAAGGGGACAAAAAGAUAAAGUCAAAAAAGACAGACCGAAAAAAGCUCCCCGGUUUCCACUACUAUGUAGAUGCCUGCUUCUGGAAGCAUCCUAGAAUUCUGACUUUUGUUAUCACUCUCCUCCAUUGCUGCUGUUUCAGGGAAGUCUUACUUUAUUUAAAAAAACAAACAAACCCACACAAAAAACCCUCUAUAAAAAAACAAAACAAAACAAAAAAAAUCCCACAAACUUUUUGUGACUCAGUGUAAAACAAUGUAGUUUUAACAAAGAACCAGAGAGUCGUGCUAUUGUUUAAAAAAGAGAUAAAAAAUGAUGUAAGGGUCUGUUGUUAAUGACCAAGGGGGGAAAAAUGCAUUCCUGUUCUUGAAACAGUGAAAUCCAGGUCUCGGGUCUGAUUAAUUUAUGCUUUCUGAGUGCUUUAUUUAUGGCUUAUAAAUAUGUGUUCUGGCUGCAAGGACCAGAGUCUCACAAAUCUAUAUUAAAGUGUUAUU
Messenger RNA from Myotis davidii, 1746 nucleotides. It is a transcript of the gene FOXA2, whose product is annotated as forkhead box A2. The transcript is spliced from 3 exons. The coding region runs from base 1 to 1050 and encodes 349 amino acids. Lineage: Eukaryota; Metazoa; Chordata; Mammalia; Chiroptera; Vespertilionidae. The record is from RefSeq and is a predicted model, not a curated record. Gene Ontology annotation, molecular function: DNA-binding transcription factor activity, RNA polymerase II-specific; transcription factor binding; protein domain specific binding. Gene Ontology annotation, biological process: anatomical structure morphogenesis; cell differentiation; regulation of transcription by RNA polymerase II.